AUGACUGCCACUGCUGCUAAGCUCCUGCUACUCCUAGUUAACGGAGUCCUCGAGAUACAGCUAAUCGCGGCAGCUGCAGAACAGGAAUCAAGAUCUCUAACACUCCCUUGCACAUGCAUCCUCUAUUUCCUCCAGAUCCCGCUGUCCACACCUAAAUAUGUCAUCCGCAUCCACAUCCACCUCCACGCAACGGUCCCGACGCCAGGAAAUUACCAGAGGAACUACUUUCUCUCGCGGACUGAAACGACGCCGAAUCAGAGUCCAUCCGAAAGCCGAGACAGACUCCGACUGCGAUUGACUCUGCUCGCUUUCCCUUCGCAGAAGGAAGGAUUUCUGAAGGACCGAACUCGCAACCAUCUGUCGUGCGAAAUGGAAGGCAUAUAUAUAUAUAUCUGCGUGAUCGGUAUAAUCGCCAUGGUGUUCCUGGCGCUCAGAAGUGCCUCCGAGAGCCUCCGGAAGGAAUUCAAGCUGUACAAGAAAUGAUUGCCCAGCGAGACAUGGUUCUUCGCCAUCUCCAGUUCUUGGUUUUGAUUUUGCAUCGGGAAUCUGUUUUCAUGAGGAUCACUAAAAUUGCUUGAAAUUAGAGGAUUCUAUUUAUUCCACUGUAAUAUGUUGACUUCACUGAUUUAUUUAUUCGGGUAGAGGUUUAUAAUACUGACUUUUUGUUAAAAUGGACUUAAAAUUUAG
This is a messenger RNA of Penaeus vannamei (Pacific white shrimp), 687 nucleotides long. The record is from RefSeq and is a predicted model, not a curated record. Lineage: Eukaryota; Metazoa; Arthropoda; Malacostraca; Decapoda; Penaeidae.